GAACCUACCAAUAAAACAAACAAGGCUAGUAGAUGAGUCAGUAAAAAAGUCAAGAUUCUUACUUUGAUUUGAAACUUCAUUUCACUCUUCGCUAAAACCCACUUUUAUCUCGGUGGUCAGUGUAUAUCCCAAUUUGAAAUAAAAUACUGAUUCAGGAGUAUCCAUUUCUCAUUCCUCUAGACCUAACAAGCCUCCGAUGCGGAGGCAUGUCUCUGACCUGUCUUGGAGGCAAACUGUUCUUUCAGGGGAGGCUCAGAAUAUGGCCGAAAUGGCUUUAAUCAGCAGAAGAUCAGAAUCAGAUUAUGGUAUUCUACCAUUAUAUUUUGGGCCUUCCCUUCAGGUUCCUGGACCCGAAACUGAAAAUUCAAUUAAUUAUAACAGGAAGGAACCAUUUCAUUCAAAUCAAUCAAUUAACAAAAAUAUUCACAAUAAUUUUGUGAUUUUUAUAUUUUUUUAAAUCUUGAAGUUAAAUGUUUCCCAGAGAAAAGGAGAACUAUCAAAAAGAAGAAUCAUUUAUCUCUUCUAGUCAGUUCAUAAAUAAUUCUAGCGAUCAAUCAUCUGAUCCCUUACUGUCUAUGCCAUCCAUUAAAAUGAUGGAUUUUUGUCCAAGUGUAUCCCAAAUCAGCCCAACUGCUGAAAUGGGCCAAGCAAGAUCUGAACAGUUCAAAACUUUUCAUGAGAAUUCAGACUCCAUCGUUAACUAUGGAAAGCCCCGAAUAUCCUUCCAAGAAAAAGGAAAAAGUUCUCAUUAUUCAAGAAGAAGCUCCCAAGAUUCUAGACUUGAAUCUUCAAUUGAGUCAAAAAUAAAUAUUCAAAUGACCAAAAUGAGUUCUAGAAAGUCCAGAAGAAGUUCUCAAGGAUCCAGGCGUAAUUCUCAGGUCUUGCAGUCACGAAUUCAUUUGCAUGACUCAAGAAAGAACUCUGAAGACCUGGUUGGUUCCUCUCCAUCCCUGAGCUCAGGUUCAAGUGUCUGGAGGAUCGGACGUAUGGCCGAUGAAAUGAAGGAGGAAACUCCAGACAUUAGUCCAGAAUAUCCGGCCAGAGGACAGCAUAGAAGAAGCUUUGGAGUUGAACUGAUGUCUAAAUUAAGAGUGGGGUCACGGGAUACACCAAGAAUAAAGAUAACACGUGUCCCUAGCCUUGACCAAUCAGAUAUACAGUACCUUUCUCCAGCCAAUAGUGAACACUCAAACUGUACAAUAGCGGAGACAAACAAAGACACAAAAGACACAAAAUCCGCAAUAAAACAAAAAAAGAAAUACUUUGUUUUCCGAAGUUUGGAGUUAACUUCGGGAAAUCUGGAUGGAAUUGAUGACUUAUCAAUCCAAGGACCAGUUGCAAGAGUACUCGAAGGGAAAAAGGUUGAUCAGUGAUUGGGGUUUUAGCUUUUUUUAAGAAUUUAACAUUAUAUGUAAAAAUUAGGACUGAACAAUGUUCCGUUAACGAACUGAAAGUUUUUGAAAAAUGAUUGAAGAUUCUGUUAACAAACAGCAAAAGCCGUUAAUUUUGAAAUUCUUAAUGACAAACGAAAAAAACGUUCAUAAAAAGAACGGAAACUUAAAAAUAUGCGAAACAAAAUAACGACGAUUUUUUAUGAAAGAAUUGUUAACGAUUUCUAAAAUAUCUUUCAUUUAUAUUGUUAAAAAGAUUGAGAUCGUUGGCAAACGGUAGCUAAUCGUCACAGACGGUAUGAAAAAAGUCUCAACGUACCCAGCCCUAUUAAAAAUAAGUUAUUAAGGAAUAUGCACAAAGCACAAGUGAUCAACAAAUGUAUAUUCAAGAAGUUAUGUUAUAUAUCAUAAUAUUAAUUGAGAAUAAAUAUAUACUGCAAUGUAACUCUCCAACAUCAAAUUUACCCUCUGCUUGAGAAUGAUAAGGAAAAAUAAAAACAAUUGGUUGAAUGGUUUGAUAUCUUAAAUAACUUUUGUCAGGUGGUAAAAAUUCCCACAAUGCCCUAAAUAAAUGUGUUUUUUUUUACUAUUUUUCUAACA
This is a messenger RNA of Eurytemora carolleeae, 1991 nucleotides long. RefSeq lists its product as uncharacterized. Bases 471 to 1373 code for a protein of 300 amino acids. The record is from RefSeq and is a predicted model, not a curated record. Lineage: Eukaryota; Metazoa; Arthropoda; Copepoda; Calanoida; Temoridae. The transcript is spliced from 4 exons.